This is a messenger RNA of Arachis stenosperma, 1483 nucleotides long. RefSeq names its product nuclear transcription factor Y subunit A-8-like. The coding region runs from base 413 to 1252 and encodes 279 amino acids. Gene Ontology annotation, cellular component: CCAAT-binding factor complex. The record is from RefSeq and is a predicted model, not a curated record. Gene Ontology annotation, biological process: regulation of transcription by RNA polymerase II. Lineage: Eukaryota; Viridiplantae; Streptophyta; Magnoliopsida; Fabales; Fabaceae. The transcript is spliced from 6 exons. Gene Ontology annotation, molecular function: DNA-binding transcription factor activity, RNA polymerase II-specific; RNA polymerase II cis-regulatory region sequence-specific DNA binding.
GACUAUAGUUGGUAGUGUUAAUGUAUGUAUUUGUGUAGAAUUAUAACUAUUAAACAUAAUCUAAAAACAUUAUUGUUUUGUUUAGCAGUGAUGAUGAGUGUCCCUUGAAUUGAAGGGUCAAGACUUAAGAAAGAAAGAGUGUCUUAGUACCAAAGCUAAGUGAAACAAAUACAAAGACAGACAACACUGAAGAGAGUUUUAAGUGUGUGAUUGUGAUUAUGUGAAUGAGAGUGAGAACAAGUGCUUCUUCUAAGCUUGCAACCUUCAAAGUUCAAACCCCACAAAGACACACACAACAGCUUCUGGUUUUACAUCAAUUCCCACUGCUGCUGCUUCUUCAAAUUCCCUAAAUUUUCAAGCUUUCCGGUUAAGGAGUGAAAAGAGUUGAAGUUGGGAGGCAUAGUGGAAAACAAUGAAGUGCAUGUGUGAAAAAGAAUCUGCUCUAUGUUCUGUUCAUGCAACACCAGCCUAUGUUCUUGGAUGCUCAUCAUCAUGGGGUAAUUCUCCUGAAUCUGAUGUUGUCCAACAAUCAUCCAUGUCUGAUAAAUUGAACUUAAACAUGGGUGUUGUUCUGCCACAACAAUGUCACAAGAGUAGGCCACUAAAUCUCCAAUUUCAAGAGCAGGAUUCAUCUUCAACUCUUUCCACCAAUCAAUCUGGUCAAAUUUCUAUCCAGCAUAGCAAUUCUUCAGCUUGUUCAUCAUCACUUAGCAGAAAUAUGGAGAAGAGUGCUGGAAAUCAAAUCAGUUCUUCAAUGGGGAUUCUUGAUUUUUCCUUCCCUCCUUCGGAACUCGAUCGCGGCCAAUCAACUGCUCCAAUUGCAUUUCAUUGUGCAUAUCCAUGCUAUGGUGGCAUACUAGCUGCUGCAUAUGGCCAACACUCUAAGGUAAUUGGAAGUGCAGCAGUUCGGAUUCCUCUGCCACUUGAUCUGAGAGAAGAACCUAUAUAUGUGAAUUCAAAGCAGUAUCAUGCUAUACUGAGACGUAGACAGUACCGAGCUAAACUCGAAGCACAUAACAAACUCAUCAGAGAUCGCAAACCUUAUCUUCACGAGUCUCGCCAUCUACAUGCACUCAAGAGAGCUAGAGGUGCUGGUGGACGCUUUCUCAACACUAAGAACCUCGUCCAAUCAAAGGUUACUUCUACCACCACCACCACUUCCUACCAGGCUUACAUUGGAAGGGAUAUCCAGGACUAUACGGCAGAUACCGGUGGCACCGCCAGUCACCGCCGUCUGUCUGUUCUUAUGUGAUCCCCUUGCAGGGCACCAUGUAUUCCAUUUGGGAAGUCAUCCUUGGCUCAUAUCUAUCUAUCUAUAUACAGUUUCUGUCUUUUGCAAGGCAAUGAUGUGCAGAUUUUAUUAUGACUCAACAUACAGUUGUCUUUAUAUAAAAUUGUUAGUGAAAAAUUAUUAAAUGAUGAUGUAAUCAAACUUAUUAAAUAUCAAUUUCAUAUAAAAAUAACUGCACGGAAGUUUUUAUUU